UGGACCUCGAUCUCGCGUUCGCGCUGAUGAGUCCAUAAUACCCCCUUUUCUCUCCCGCGUAAUACGCAAUUUGGCUGCGGUGGCUCAGGUGGACGCUUGUGUGCGCUGAUUCUGAGAGUCGUACGCUUGAAAAACAUUCACAUAUAACAAAUAUUUACCGAAUGUUGAUUUUUUUUGUGUGUUACGAGGAAUUUAGUGAACGUGCUUCACUAAAUAAUUUAAAAGUCGUUGACUGGCCCAACAAGCCGAUAAGUUGGUAUAAAAACACAUAACACAGAAAACUUCUGUUCUGGACGACAUUUCGCUCAUCACUGAGUUUUUCAAAGCUCAGUGCGAAACAUUGUUCAAAAUCAAGGCUUGUUCUUCAUUACUCUGCUUUAUACCUUCAUAUUUAUUAUUGAAGAACACCACCGAGGAGGGCCAGUUGUUCUGUCCAUUUCUAAAUUGUUCAGACGUGAGAUAGAAAUUCGUGGGAUAGAAAUUUCUAUACAGAACACCUGCUUAAACUGACCAUAUAGAACACGUGAUUGAAUACUCACUGAACAACUUCUUGAAGUCUUAUAGAACACCUGCUUGAAGUCUUAUAGAACACUUGCUUGAAGUCUUAUAGAACACCUGCUUGAAGUCUUAUAGAACACCUGCUUGAAGUCUUAUAGAACACCUGCCUGAAGUCUUAUAGAACACCUGCUUGAAGUUUUAUAGAACACCUGCAUGAAGAGACCUCGUAGAACACCUGCUUGGAGAAUUAUUGAACACCUGCUUGAAGAAACUUUAUAGAACACCUGCUCGAAAGUAAUUGAUCGCCUGCUUGAAGAGGUCUUAUAAAAUACCUCCUUGAAGGAGAAUUAUAGAACACUUGUGUGAAGUCUUAUUGAACACCUUUGUGAAGUCUUACUGAACACCUGUGUGAUGUCUUAUAGAGCUCCUGUUGUAAGAGACCAUGCAGAACACCUGACAAACUUUAUAAAGCACCUGCUUGAAGUCAUAUAGAACGCCUGCUUAAAGCCUUAUAUUCCUGCUUAGAACACCUGUUUGAAGCCUUUAAGAAUACCUGCUUAAGUUUUAAAAAACACCUGCUUGAAGCCUUAUGGAACACGUGCUUCAAGUUUUAUGCAACACCUGCUUGAAGAGACCUUAUACAACACCUGCUUGAAGAGACCUUAUACAACACCUGCUUGAAGAGACCUUAUACAACACCUGCUUGAAGAGACCUUAGCAACACCUGCUUGAAGAGACCUUAUGCAACACCUGCUUGAAGAGACCUUAUACAACACCUGCUUGAAGAGACCUUAUACAACACCUGCUUGAAGAGACCUUACAACACCUGCUUGAAGAGACCUUAUACAACACCUGCUUGAAGAGACCUUAUACAACACCUGCUUGAAGAGACCUUAUACAACACCUGCUUGAUGAAACCUUUUAGAACACCUGCUUUAAGUCUUAUUGAACACCUGCUUAUAGAGACCUAAUAGAACAUCUGCUUCAAAUAUUUUGUGACACCUGCUUGAAGCCUUACCCAUAAAAAUCUUAAAGGGGUUUUAUAAAACAUCUGCCUCAACGAGCCUUACACCCACCUUCAUGGCAAGAACUUAAUAGAACACCUGCUUCAUGGAGCCCUCUAGAACACCUGCUUCAUGGGACCCUAUAGAACACCUGCUUCAUGGAGCCCUCUAGAACACCUGCUUCAUGGGACCCUAUAGAAUACUUGCUUCCUGGAACCUUAUAGAACAUCUGCAUUAUUGAACCCUAUAGAACACCUGCUUCAAGGGACUCUACAGAACACCUUAAGUGGACCUAAACACAGAGAUGAAACUGUGCUCUCUGACAGAAACAUUUAAGGAGAGGAUGCAGUAUACGUGUCUGCUGAUAGUUAAAUAACUGUCCCUCUGUCUGCUGGGUAGUAUCACCAACAGCCUCACUGGUUGGAAACUCUGCCGUGAUUAGAGGUCUAAAGACUGAGCCUCCAUUGUAGCGCAAAUUGACGCUCUCCGCUAGUUUAGCGUUUUUUUUUUAGUGGACGAAUUUUUUUUUUUAGUCUAUUUUCACUGGAGUCUGACAACAACAUCGAACAUUUAUUCUAGAGACUGUCUACUACAAGAAGCAUUUACACCAGAUUUUUGUCUACAACAAUAAGUAUUUAUACCAGGAUUUGUCUUCAAUAACAUACAUUUAUACAAGAGUGUCGACAACAUCAGACAUUUAUAUCAGAAUUUGUUUACAUCAACAGACUCAAGAGCUUGCAUUUCUGAUCUAAAAUUAAUUAGAGAGAUAAAUGCUUUUUGAAAUUAGGUGACAGUUCCCUAGGUGAAGCUGUAUUGUGUUAUCCUACAUUUCCAUAGGUGAAGCUGAACCUAAAACCGCCCUGAGAGAACCUAUUGUAGACAGAAAUACGUAUUAGAAACCACGACAGAAGAUCUGUUACAUUUAGAGGCAAUGACAGAAGAAAUCCACACAGUGUCAGUAUAAGAACACUUAUUUGAGUUUAAGGAUAAUGAAGGAGUUACUCCUGUCUACGAGUAACUGAUGGAGGGGUUACUCCUGUCUAUUAGUAGCUGAAGGAAGGAUUACUACUGUCUAUGAGUAACUAAGGAGGAGUUACUCCUGUCUAUGAGUAAUUGAAGGAGGGGUUACUCCUGUCUACGAGUAACUGAUGGAGGGGUUACUUCUGUCUAACUGAUGGAGGGGUUACUCCUGUCUAUUAGUAGCUGAAGGAAGGAUUACUACUGUCUAUGAGUAACUAAGGAGGAGUUACUCCUGUCUAUGAGUAACUGAAAAAGUUACUCCAAUUUGUUAAUGAUAGAGGAAGAAUUACUUGACCAUAAGAGACUGGAGGAAGAUUUACUCCAGUCUGUAAGACACUGGAGGAGGAUUUACUCGUAUUUGGGAAUGACUGGAGGAAGAGUUACUCCGGUCUGUAAAAGACUGAAGGAGCAGCUAUUCCAUUUUGUGAGAAACUGAGCAAGAAUUACUUCAGAAUAUGAAGGACAAUGAAGGGGUGGAGGAGUUUCUUCUCGGCGAGAGACUGGAGGAAUGUUGCUCCAGUGUAUAAGUAAUAUUCCGGUAGUAUGUGUACCUGGAGGAUGGGUGGAGGGUGUUCCGGGGGGUCAACGCCCCCGCGGCCCGUUCCAUGACCAGGCCUCAGACGUAGUUCCAUCUCUGUCAGAGACAGAAAAGAGGCUAAUUCUGUCUGACGGAGAUAGUGGUAUUGCUCUUGUGAAAGAUAAUGGAGAAGAUAUUCUAGUGAGAGACAGUGGAGUUACUGUGAGAUUAGAAAUCAAAAGAGUUACUCCUGUGAGAGUGAAGGAGUUACUCCAGUGAGAGACAGUAGAGGAGUUAAUCCAGUGAGAGAGAUAGUAGAAGAGUUACUCCUGUGAUAGUGGAGGAGUUACUCCAGUGAAGGUUAGAAAAUUUACUCAUGUGAGAGAUAGUAGAGGAGUUGCUCCAGUGAGAGAUAAUCGAAGAGUUACUCCUGUGAGAGAUAGUGGAGGAGUUACUCCAGUGAGAGAUAGUGGAGGAGUUACUCCAGUGAGAGAGAUAGUAGAAGAGUUACUCCUAUGAUAGUGGAGGAGUUACUCCAGUGAGAGAUAGAAAGGUUACUCCUGUGAUAGUGGGGAAGUUUUUCCUGUGUGAGAAAUAGUGGAGGAGUUACUCCAGUGAGAAAUAUCAUAAAAAACAGGUAACUUACGUAAAUAAGAAAUAAUGUCGGCGAUGCUACACUGGCUACUGAGAAAAAAACAAACUGGGUUGCUCUCGUAUAUGAGAGAUAUCUCAAUUUAGUGAGAAUUUCGAGCAAGUUCAUUUAUGUGAGAAAGCAUAACUUUCCUUUGGGAGAGAUAAUGGAGACAGUCUUUUCUCCUCUUCGAAAGAGAGAGACUGCCAGAUGGGUUGCUUCUGCAUGCAAGAGACAGUAAGAAAACGAGUGUUUCUGUCUGAGAGACAGUGAGAAACGAGGUUAUUCCCAUCAAUGAAGAAUAGGGAAUAAAACGGCGUUUUUGUUCCCGAGAAAGAUAUUACUGGUCUGAGGGAACAGCAUUGCCAGAACUACCCACACUUCUGCUCACCUACCACCACCGAUACAACCACAACUCCUGCCCCUGAACUUCUAACCCCAGCACUAAAACCAUCACUACUGUUCAUCUACCACCAAUAAAACACCACUCCUACAACCACAACUACUGUUGUUGAACCACCCCCCACCACCUCUACAACCACCACUACUGCACUUCGAAGACCAUCAUCACUACCACAAUCACCACCACCACUACUGGAGCAACAACCCCUCACGGUUUAUUACUUGAGAAUGACUCAUUCGAUCGACUUCAACUUAUCAGCACUGGUGAACUAUAACUAGAAAAAAUGACCACGAAACUUUUGGCAAGUGCACAUUCCUUCUGGUUAAUAUAAUGCGUACCAUUCAAAAUUUGGAUUUCUGCAUAGUAACCUGAGAAAGCUUUUUCCAAUCGAUUUCAAACUUUCAUCACUGUUUUUUUCAUAUGUAGAAGAAGGUUAGGAGUGCUGUUGGAGUGUGUGGGGACCAAACUGUCAAUUUUAUGUUCAAAAGAGUAUUGUGUUUCUCAAUUUGUCAAUUUAUUAACAGUUCAUAAACGCUGAAUUGUAUUCUAUGCGAUAACUAGAAAAUACAUUUUUCGAUAGGCUUCAAACUUUUAUAGCAGGUAUAUUUUCACAAAGGAAGAUUCACAUUGAUGUUGAGUUACGUAAGUUUUAAAUUGCCAGUUUUAAACAAAUUUCAAAUUUAAAAAGUAGAUAAUAUUUUUAUGAUCAACUUCAAACGGAAAAUGCUGAAGUAUCUUAAUUAAGAGAAAAAUGUAGAGUGAUUUUUGGUGUAUGUAUAUACCAAUUUGUGAGUUUUAUUGAAGAAAUUGUGUUAAGUGUGAAACCGGUUUUCAUGCAAUAAUUUGUGAAUGACUAAUCCGAUCGGCUUCAAACCUUAAACGCUGACAGACUGAGACAGCAAUUUCUGAGGCGCUUCAAACUUAAUGUGUUGGUGUAAUUUGGAAUAUUUAUCUCAGUGCGAUAACUGUAAAAUGCAUCGUCUGAUUGGCUUUAAACUUUCAAAGCUGAUGCGUCUUAGUGGAAAGUUUAAAUUGCUUUUGUGUUUUUUUUGGUCCCAAUUUACCUUUUUUUUUUUUUUUAAAGAAACUGGAUUAUUAGUUUCCAUGCAAUAACUUGUAAAUGCCUCUUCCGACUGGCAUCAAACUUUCAACGCUAUUUCCCUGCACUAGAAAACGUACUUUUCUUAAUGCAAACACUGAGGUGGAAUGGGCUAAGCUUAUGCAUCACGGGGAUACCUUUCUUGCGCAUAGACUGAAACACAUUCAGUUUUGUAAUGAUUUAAGUGGUACUGUGGAUAUUUUUUGUGUGUAAUUUACGUGAUAAUGUGAAAUAAUUAUUUGCAGUGAUGUGAUACCGUGGAUAGUUCUUUGCACUGAAAAAAAAAAUUAGCAGAAAAUGGAAAAAAUAUGUCGCAUUCGAUGUGAAAGAAAAGAAAAAUUGUAUAUUUUGAGGUAGUACUUGUGUGGUUAGUGUGUGUGUGUGGCCUGAGCUAUGCAGAUGAGAGCAGGUGUUGCUGGUAGUGUUAGAUGGCUGCCCAGGACUAGAAGGGAGGCUGAGGAAAACAACCGGACUACACAAACUUGUGCUGAGAGAGAACACACCUCCCCACAUCUCUCACUCACUAAGUACUCACUUGUUACGUACUCCAGCUGUUGGCUGCACUCACCAGCGGGGUGUGGUUCCCCCUCUACGCCACCACAUCAAGGAUUACUUCACUUACCUCACAGAAGUACAGGAGUGGCUCACUCAGGACUCUCAGCCAGCACCAGACCUCUAGUGGCAGCCACGGGGUCCUGCCAACUACUACUGAUGUUGUUGCUACUCUCAUUCUCACUCAGGACAACACAAGCUAAAGCUCCCCCUGAGAACGUGGAAACAAUGGCAGCCUGGACGGCGCGUCUGCCCUGUAGAGUGAAGAAUGUGGACACCCCGAUGCUGGUGCUGUGGUACAGGCGGAGGGAAAACCAUCCCUUCUACAGUUACGACGCCAGGAGCGGCAACUUGUCUGCUGGUGCAGGUCGAGUCCACGACGACGUUCUGGGACCACGAUCAAAGUUCGUGUUGCUGGCAAAGGAGAAUUACCUACGUGGGAGCCCCGGAGCUGAGCCCAGUAGCGGGAUGCCAGUCUUCCCCGGGUACCUGGAGUUGAGUCAGGUCACUAGGGAGGAUGCAGGUAGCUUCAGCUGUAGAGUUGACUUCCUCAAUUCGCCCACUCAAACCCACCGACUUCAUCUGAUUGUCUACGAGAGACCAUCAUCAGUGACGGUAGUGGACGACGGUGACGAGGUCUGGAUCGUCUGAGAGUCGUGUGGUGUGGGUGGCUCAGCCCGAGGACAACCAGAAAGGUCUUUCCUGUACAGCAACCAACCCUCGCAACCCUCACUACUACCUCUCCAACUAUACCAGACUAGUUGUCUACCACCCGCCCUUAGUGUCACUGUCGAUCGGCAGUGGUUUAGACCCGUCAUCAAUUAAGGAGAAUGUGGAUGUUUACUUCACUUGUAGUGUCCACGCCAACCCUCCGGCAAGCAAGAUCGUCUUUUUCCACGAGGGGAUGGAGGUGGUACAAGACCGCAGAGCAGAAGGUGGGGUGCUGGUGACUGGGAACUCAUUAGUGCUGCAGAAGGUGCAGAGGGAAGGCAGUGGUCGCUACUCGUGUCGAGCCAGCAACAACAGAGGCUCUCAUACUAGCAACUUCGUCCGCCUCGAUGUUCUCUAUGAGCCGCGGUGUGUGGUGGAAAGCCAGAUUGUGACGGUGACACCCGGGGAAAAUGCUACUGUGGAGUGUAAUGUUGAUGCCUUCCCACCCCCACACCGCUUCUCCUGGUCACUCAACACCACCAAGGGUCUCCAAGUCGUGCCCAAGGAGGAGUAUGACUCAAGAGGCAGCAGCUCGCGACUCACCUACACAACACCGCUCACACUUAAGAAGAUUAUCAUCCUCUGUUGGGCUGUCAAUGAUCUGGGCACCAUCCAUCAGCCUUGCACCACCACGCUCAUAGCUGCAGGUGUACCAGAGAGGGUGGAGAGCUGUGAGGUGGUUGAACAGCGGGUAUCUUCCCUCAGAGUAUCUUGCAUUCCUGGCUUCGAUGGUGGAUUGGAGCAACACUUUAUAGCUUUGGUUAUGGAACCUCUGGCCAACCGUGUGGUAGCCAAUGUUACUUCGGUCUCACCGGAGUUCAGUAUUGGUGGACUGGCACCUGGGCUCGACUACGCUGUCAAGGUCUUUUCUUACAAUAGCAGAGGCUGGUCACCACCUUACCUGCUCGAUGGCUUCUCACUUAAGGUCGCUGAGAACCGCAUGGAUUCAGGGGGUGGCGGGCCCGGCAAGGGAGCGUCUCCCUUGCUUGCUCUCUUCAUUGGUGUGUUGGCUGCCUUCGUGCUCACUCUCACUGUCAUCAUUGUGGCCACGAAGCUGAGGUGUCGUGCCAGAGCCACAGCUAGAGAGGAAGACGACGACGGUACAGGGGCGAGAAGCGACGAUAGUGAGGACGAUGAGUUGCGAGGGGCGACCAACAGGCCGGGUGGAAACGGCAGGAGGAGCUCCGUAGAAGUGAAACUUAUGUGUGUUGUUAGGCCUGACGAAGAUGAACUGGCGGAGGAGGCACUGAAGCAGCAGCAACAACAGCAGCAGCAGCAGCAGCAACAACAACAGCAGCAGCAGCAACAGCUUGGACUCUCCACUGUUCAGGACCCAGGAUCACCCCGGGAAUAUUCCAGGCUGGACUCUAAGCCCACGUCUGAUUCUCUCUACAGUUCCUGUACGAGUAAUCGGUGUGGGAUGGGGUACUCUACGGAAUCAGCUAUGCUGCUAUCUUCUUCGCCUUCGGCUUGCAGCGCCACCGCUGGGGUGCUGGGAGCUGUUCCCUGCAGCAGCGGUGUAGCUGGUGCCGGUGCUGUCAUGAGCGUAGGAGGCGCAGGCGGCGGCGCAGGAAUGAUGGGCAUGAUGUACGGGUCCUUAGGGCGUUCCUUGGGGCAGACCUGGGGUCAAUAUAGCACCUUGUCGCGCCCUCCGCCGCCGGCUCACGAUCCAGGCGCAGAAUCAAGAUUUCACACACUUUCCGCCACGUGCACGCGACGACCCAGCGAGAGUUUCGUGUGAUGAUUGGCGGAUCCUACAACGAUGUAUAUGACGAUUGCCUCUGUGACUUAUGCGUCAUCAUUUAUGACUUGUGCCUCUCUGCGAGAACCUUUGGGUCUGCAACUUAGUGAUGACUUAGUCCGUGAUGACUCGAAGGAGAGAGACAGGAAGGAAUUGUUAAGCAACAUCUGUGCUAUGAGCAGUUUUCACAAUACAAAGAAUAAAUAAGACUAUUGUGAUUAACGAGGAAAGCCUCGCAGAGUUUCUGUUUCGCAAUUUACGAAGGGAAGAUCAGGACAAGAAGUCCUCGCGCUGAAUAACAUACACGGAUUUAUUCCUUCACAUUUAAAAAAUGAUAAUAAUAAUGUCGAUUGAAAAUCACAUCUCUCAUCAACCUUUAGUGGUGCAACUGACGUCUCUCAUCCAGUAGCUGAAGUAUGACAGCUGAAAAGUGGUAAACAGACAUACAGCAAGAGAAGGCAUUAAUUAAUAGGUCGUUUUUUCUACAUGAACUUUUAUAGCUUGAUAACGCCUCUUGUAGAUGAAAUGUAAUGCUAAUUAAGGUCUCCUUUUGUUAUAAAGGCAUUUCUAACCAUAUCCCAUCAAGCAAGCCAAUGGCUUAGGCAAACAAAUAAGCAAACACUUGGACAUAUUUGUUCGAAAACGUUUCUCAAGGUCCCAGGGCCGUAACGUUUCCUAAUAAAUAAGUCCUAGUGUUUGUUUACGUGUCUUUCUAAAGCAGCUGGUGAUAUCUAUUACCAGGGUUUAUACCAAGCAAGCCAAUAAUCACAUAGGUUCUUCAGGUUCUUCACUAGAGUAAUAUCUAAAACAAGAGAUGACAAAGGGAUGCUCCCCUUACGGGAGACGCCAUGAUGCUGGUUUGGGUGGGAUGAGGGGGAUGUUCUUAAGUGCAUGGAACUGAAUUUAUCCUCUCCUUCCUUUUAUCGAACCUGAAUGCUUCCCAUUUUCCAGGCGCUAAAUGACUCCCAUGGGCUUAGGGCUUCCCCCUGAUUAAAAUGUAUGGAGAAGUGGGAGCCAAAUUACUAACUGAAUCACAGUCACCAUGAAACACUACUUUACCGUGAGAAUAGUAGAAUAGUAUUAGCUAAAUACUAGUAAAAGCCGACGUUUCAGUCUGUAGUGAAUGCUGCAGUUUCUGAGAGUGAAUACAUUUGCAAGUGUUAAACCCAAGCGAGUCGUUCAGUGGUGGAAGCUCGACCCUCCGUCUGUAAUAAAGGCCAAGAAGGAUAAUAGAGGCCAAGACCUCGGUAACUUUAAAAGAGAUAGCAGAAAUAUAUGGGUGAAAGGGCUGGGUUUGAUUGGCACAUGAGGUACUGUGGCAAAUUCAUGGGUAGCUUUGAGAAAACGUAGGACAGAUAGGUGGGUGGAAAUGGUUGGUUUUGACAAGGACUUGCCUUGUAUGGGCCAGUAGGCCUGUUGCAGUGUUCCUUUAUUCUUAUGUUCAAACUAGAAGACAGGCGGCACACAGCGCUCGGCUAAAAGAAUAUUUAUAACUAAUUUUAAAUAAAACAAUACAAAUAUUUUAAGUCUUCUUAUGUUUAAAAAUAGUUAUAUAUUAUUGAAACUGUAAAACGACUGAGGUUCGAUCCUUCAUCAGGAGAAAGAACCAGUGAUUUUUUCCUGAGGAAAGCCUAGUGACCAGACCGGGGCAGGUCGCUCCUCACUUCAAAAAAAAAAAAAAAAAAGAGGAACAAUGUGGGUUAAACUUAGCCACAUUUGGCCAAAUGACAGACGAUAUUCAGUGAAUGUUUUCCUCUUGGUGUGUUCUGAGUGUUUCUCGUUUUACGAUUUCUCUGAGUAUUUUACAAGAUUCUCAACUCUUCCCACUGAUUCUUCUUAUUGCCUACGUUCCUUUACGUUUAACAACAUCGUGUAUUUUAACAAUGCUAAGUAGGUUUUACACAUGUUAAUUCAGACGUCAUUUUAUUCCACAAACUUUUAUUUUAAUGAAUUGGAUACUUCUUAAAAAGGCGUUGAAUGGCUCUAUAUUAAGCCUUUUAUAUAAAAUAUGAAAUCUCUCAUAAGAACACAAUUAGGGGAUGUCUAACUUGUAUAUUAUUGACAAUAUGUUUUUCUUAUUAUUAAAUUAAAGACAGAAUCAUAUUUAAUAUUUUUUUUUCUUUCUCUCUAAGCCUCUAGCAGUAUGGUGUCUGAGGCUGUGUGUCAAUCACUUACGACUAGGCUCUUACCGAGUCUGGGUACAAAUACUAAUGAUAUUUUACCGAUUACCUUGAGAAAGGUCUGUUGGUCUUACGAUACGUAUGAGCCGUGCAUCAAAUCAUAUUGCUCUGAAAGUAUCCAUCACUUGAUUAAAACAUUUCAUUAUCAUUAUACUCACGGGGAAGCACAAGACUCGUAGUAAUCAUUUAGCGCCAGUUAUAAUGAAAGGUAAUAAGGUUUGAUCAAUAUAAGGGCUCUUCCCUGGCAUCAAAUCCAUCCCCUACCUGGCCUUCUCUUGUGAAUCUUCAUUAGGACAUAAAUCAUUUCAAGGAUUAUCAUAAAUUAGUAUGUGCAUCAGAUCACUAGGUCCCGUAAGAUCUUUCUAACUUCUGUGGUGUAUAAGGAUAAACAGAGUCAUUUCCAAUCCAAAUCAAAUAAAAUUAAUGGGUUUUAUAUUGACAAAAUUAAGAAGAAACUAGUCAAUUAAUACUCUAUACUCUUACUAAAGCCCAAUUUGGCCAUGAAAAUUCUUCUCAGAAUGAAAUGGCGUCUAGCCGACGUGCAUAAAUACUGGAUAUAUACUUCGAUAGGUGUAUGUGUAUCCUGAUUUAAGCCAUUAAAAUUUUCCUGACUUGGGGUAAACAGGUGACAUGCAGCCUAAAUGACCCACUGAGUAAUCGAUCGGCUUUAAGUCCAGUUAACCAACAGUCUGAAUGCAGAGGCAAGGUACAGGUCAAGCUUUAUGUUGGUACAACGUUUAUCUCUGUGUAGAGCUUUAUUAUGUCGUGAUUGAUGAAGCUCUACACAGAGCGACAUCUAAAAUAAAAGUUUGCUCUGCAACUGUGUCAUUGUCUUCACAAAAUUAGCAUUGUUGCCAGAUAUUUAUAUAUUAUAAAUGUGUGUGUUGUCGAUGUACUUGAUAAGUGCACAAGAGGAUAGACUCUUCCACAGGUAAAUAUUGACACGAUUCAUCUACCUGUAUAGUCACAGUAGAUACGUCAAUGCGUGCUUCCUCUCUUAAUUUAAUCCUUAGAGUUGCACAAGGGUCAAAACUGACGCGCAGGAUUGUGAAUAGUUUGUAAGAUAAGUAAUUAUAGGAUCAUAAAAUCAUUUUACAUGAAAUACAGUAAAAAAUAAAUGAUUUUCGUAAUUUUCGCUACGACUUACGUUUGUUGUAGUUAAAAAAUAAGGUGGUUAGUAGUUAUGACUAAGGUUGUUAGUGCUGAAGCAAAUCGUUCAGUUUCGAAGGUAAGAUAAAGGAUCAACUAACGUGGUCCGGAUGAAUCCCGUUGCCCUGCGUUAUUAGUUAGUUGGUAUCCAUAUCAUUAUGUUAAGGAUAUGUUACAUUCUCCAAUUGGCAAAGAGAAAACACUAAAUUUUGUGAUACUGGUUGAUCCACUGAACUUCAAGUAACAGAUUAACAGGUCAGUGAGGAUUUACAUAAGGGUUCACUAGAAUUUGUUAUGCAUGUGUUUGUCUAUGAAUAAAUUGCUAGGGAAAACGAAGGAAAGAGAACCUUAAGUUAUCAGAGGACGUAUUAUGGUUAUUUUGAAAUUAACAGUAGACCACAACUUAUCGCCACACUUCACUGUAUACAACCACAUACCACCACACAUCACCACUAUACAGGAUCACCACACACCACUAUACAUCACCA
This is a messenger RNA of Cherax quadricarinatus, 11993 nucleotides long. Lineage: Eukaryota; Metazoa; Arthropoda; Malacostraca; Decapoda; Parastacidae. The record is from RefSeq and is a predicted model, not a curated record.